UAACCCGCAGAUCAGCAUAAAUCCGUAAUGCGACACGCACAAUUCAACAUCUCCCAAUCAAACAAGCCUAAACAAGCAUCCAGACCCACAAAUCACUGCUUUCCCCCCCCCCACCUCCCAUCCUCAGAAGAUGGAGGCCGAGUCAAUGAUGACAGCGGCAAAUCCGCAAAGUCCGGUAUAUCCGACAGCCAGCCCAAGAACCACGAGAGUAUAUCAAGCACGGUGCGAUACAUUUACAGCAGCGCCACACGAUCAAGAACAAGGAGACAUUAUUCACACAACCUGAAAAGAUGGCUGCUAAACUCGAAACCCGACCGCUGGGCAAGAACGGGCCCGAAGUGCCGCGCCUGGGCUUCGGCACGAUGGGGCUGAGUGCGUUCUACGGCCCGCCGAAACCCGACUCGGAGCGAUUAGCACUACUGGAUAAGGCGUAUGAGUUUGGAGAGACCUUCUGGGACUCAGCGGCCCUCUACAACGACAGCGAAACCCUCCUCGGCAAAUGGCUAUCCACAAACCAAGACAAACGCCCACACCUCUUCCUCGCCACAAAAUUCGGCGCCGAAUUCGAAGGCCCAAAAAUGAUAAUCGACAGCUCGCGCGCCCGCUGCCGGAUGUCCUGCGAGCGAAGCCUGCAGCGCCUAGGCGUCGACACCAUCGACCUGCUGUACGCGCACCGACUCGAUGCGAACAUCCCCGUCGAGGAGACAGUCCAAGAGAUGGCGGAUCUCCGCGCGGAAGGCAAGAUCCGCUACCUCGGGCUCAGCGAGGUGAGUGCCGCGACGCUGCGGCGCGCGUGCGCCGUGCACCCUAUCGCCGCUGUGCAGGUCGAGUACUCGCCCUUCUCACUCGAGAUCGAGUCGUCGCAGACGGAGCUGCUGCGCACAGCUAGGGAGCUGGGUGUGGCGGUUGUCGCGUACUCGCCGUUGUCGAGGGGCAUUCUUUCUGGCCGGGUUAAAUCCCGGCGUGAUUUCCCUGAGGGCGAUCUUAGGUUGUUGUUGCCCAGGUUUGCGGAGGGGAAUUUUGAGAGGAAUCUUGAGCUCGUCGAGAGGUUGAGGGCGUUCAGUGAGCGGAAGGAGUGUACCGUUAGCCAGUUGGUGUUGGCGUGGUUGCUCGCGCAGGGAGAUGAUAUUUUCCCGAUUCCGGGGACGACCCGACCUGAGGCGCUUGCCGAGAAUGUCGGGGCGUUGCAGGUGUGCUUGAGCGACGAUGAGGUCAAACAAAUCCGCACGUUGGUGGAUGAGGUCGAGGUUUCAGGUGGACGGUACGGAGAGGCGUCGUUGAAGUCGUGUUUUGUGGAUACUGUGCCUUUCAAGGGUUAAGCACCCUCAUACCCUUUAUGAAUCAGCAGCAUACCUACCCUAAACCACCUAUAAAGCGUCCCGGGGGAGAACCCCCGGACCCCCUUUCUUUUCAGCUUCCUGGCCUAGAUCCACGCUUAAACCAGUCCAAAAAAGAUACACUUCCUAGGCACUUCAAUCAUUAUACCAGGAACAUAAGCAUCCCACCUUUCUUCAGCUUCCCGCCCCACUACCGGAAGAUCACCAGACAACCCAGCCCAAGCGCAGAGUAAGUAACCCAGCAGCAAUCUGCAACAA
Aspergillus homomorphus CBS 101889 is the source of this 1595-nucleotide messenger RNA. RefSeq names its product Aldo/keto reductase. The transcript has 3 exons. The coding region runs from base 291 to 1319 and encodes 342 amino acids. Gene Ontology annotation, cellular component: cytoplasm. The record is from RefSeq and is a predicted model, not a curated record. NCBI's taxonomy places the organism in Eukaryota, Fungi, Ascomycota, Eurotiomycetes, Eurotiales, Aspergillaceae.